AUGAAAUUAACAAAAUUUUUUUCUUCAGCUACUCCAAGUAAACUCAAACCAACACAUCAAUCUAUAAAUAAUAAUAAACAAUAUUUCUACUCUUCACCAAAUACUUCCUCACAAUCAUUAUCAUUUGACGAAGAUUUAGAUGACAAUUUGUUUUAUAAAACUUUGAAAAAAGAUUAUCAAAAAAUAUUUCAUAAAGUUUCAAUAAUUUGUGUCCCACACUCUAAAAGCAUUCUAGGUUUAAGAAUGUCUAAAAAUUUCAUUGAGUCACAUUCUUUUAUUCCAUCGCCAUAUUUUCAGGGCCAAUUUCAAAGUAUUAAUGAUAAAGUAAUGAUAAUAGAAAAUAAUCAUGUAAAAACAUUAAAAGGGUUCAAAGAAGAAAGAAUAAUUAGAAUAUUGAGUGAUGAAUUAGUUUAUAAUGAAGCAUAUAAAUCAGUUCAAGUCCUAGUUUUGGAAAUGCCUUUAGAAGGUGAAUGGAAAAAAAUGAAUAGUGAAAAAUUUGGUGGAAUUUGUAUUCCACCAGAAAGAAAUCAUGAAAUGGAUCUACAAUUCUUGAAAAAUAUAUUAUCAUCAUCACAUAAUGACUCUUCAAUAAAAAGUAUGGAGGAUAUGGUGGAAGAGUUUAAAGAAACUUACGUGUAUGUUAGAGGUUAUGCUGGGUUUACUGUAGAUAAAAUUUCCCAGAUUUUUCAAAAAUCUGUUCUGAGUUUUCUGGAAUCCAACGAAACAUUGAGAUUAAUUUGUCAAUUACCACAUGAACAUGAUUAUUUCCUAGAACUAGUAGAAAAUAUUUUGAUGAAUGCUUUACAUGAAAAAAUAUUCAUUCAAUCACUAUUACCAAUUUAUCAUUCACAUGACACAUACCUUGAAUCAAUACUGAAUGUCUAUGCAAAUGCACACAUCACACUUAAAGAUUAUGGUGUAUCAGAACGCCUUCAAGAUAUCCCGGUAGAAAUGUUAGAAUCAGCGCGUGAAAUCUUGAAAUUGAUUGAUGGUGAUAACAACGAGUGUGAAUCAACAACUAUUUCAUCAUAUGCAGGAUUAGGAAUCACCAACAUAGAUGAUCAGGAUGAUAAGAAAUUGACGCAUAAUGAAAACUUUUUAGCUUCUAUACCUUCAACAACUCCAUUAGAGAAAUUGUUUUCCUCGACAGAAUUUAUUAAAUCAGACCCAUUGUCAAUUCACGAUGCUAUAUCCACCACAUCAUCAAUCUCAUCAAUCUCAUCUUCCCAUUCAUCAUUUAAAUUUCCAUCACCGUUAAUCAAUUCAUCUAAUCGUAUACGCAGUCGUGCAACUUCAAUAUCCACACCUUCUUCGCCAAUAAUCUCGUCACAAUUAAAUAAUCCGAAUAUUAACAAUAACGUAUCAACCAAUCAUUCCUCAAAUUAUUCCGUUACAACUCCUACUACAUCGUCACAAUCAUCAUCAAACAAUAGACGUGAUAAAUCACCUGCAAGGUCAUUUACUUCAACUACCAGUUCAAGAACAAGUCCUUCAGCGAUUGUUAAUAGUAAUAGAAAUCGUAAUUCACACAGCGAUGAAAUCAAUUCCUCUUCAUCAUCAUUCACCUCAACCACUUCAAGUGGAAAGUUGUCUUUUGAUAAUUAUUAUUACAAUUCAAAUAAUAAUAGCCCAUUUUGUGUGCCUACUAUAGAAGAUAACCAUCAUGAUGUUCAUCAACCACCGCAACCAUCAGUAAGAAGAAGAAGAUCUUCAAUUGCACCUGGUGGUCUAGUUAUAAAACCACAAAUUUUAUUAGUUCCUUCGCGUAGCCCUCAACCACCCUCUUUAUUACCACCCAGCCCUUCAUUAUCCUCAAAAGCUUUACCAACAAUAUCUGAUACAUCAAAUAAUAAUGAUGAUGACGGUGACGUUGCUGCACCAUUGCCAUUAAUCAGAUCAUCACAAUCAAGGUCUAAUUCUUUACAAAAAAUAAUUACAAUUACACCACGCACAUCAUCUCAUGCUAAUGGUGGUGGUUCCAAUAGCAACAAUUAUAUUAGUUUUUCGAAACCAAUACUCGAAGUUACAACACCAAAACCUGAAAUUUUGGGCGAUUUUCUUUCUGGCUUACAAAAUAUUGACGGUGAUGUUGUUUCUGGUGAUCGUAAUGGUGGAUUCAAAGUUAGAAAAUGGUGA
Entrophospora sp. SA101 is the source of this 2136-nucleotide messenger RNA. Lineage: Eukaryota; Fungi; Glomeromycota; Glomeromycetes; Entrophosporales; Entrophosporaceae. The record is from the annotation of a GenBank genome assembly.